Trichophyton benhamiae CBS 112371 is the source of this 636-nucleotide messenger RNA. RefSeq lists its product as uncharacterized. The transcript has 2 exons. The record is from RefSeq and is a predicted model, not a curated record. Lineage: Eukaryota; Fungi; Ascomycota; Eurotiomycetes; Onygenales; Arthrodermataceae. The coding region runs from base 1 to 636 and encodes 211 amino acids.
AUGUCGCAGGGACAAUUGUCUGUUGUCUCUCCGACGCAAGGAGAGACACGGCAUCGCACAGCCGCCACCAAACAGCAUAACCAACUACCCGAUUCUCUUGAUGUCCUAUUUCUUCUACUAUUUCUUCUAUCCUCGCUUGUUGAUCAGCUAGUUACUUUGCGAGAAUUGCUCUGGAUCUACGAGAGUGGUGCAAACCCAGAUGCGGUCUGCCGCGCCUGGUGGAGACGUUUUAGAUAUUUUCCUCCCGUCCGCCGGAAGAGAAGAAAGACCCCGUUUCCUGUCUCAUCUUGCUGGUCAGCAGAAGCAGGACAGGCAUCAUGGGAUGAAAGGCGGUUGAACAGCUUUUGUGCGUGCGUCUAUGUGCUGGACAUCUGCUGGUUACUCGACCGCCAUUUUUGCUGGGAGGCGGCUUUGGCCAGCGGACCUGCAGCCAGUCGCGCCUUGUCUCCCAUCGGUGUCAAACGCAGAGGAGGCAACAUCUCCGAAGGGGGGAAACAAACAACCGACAAGCCUUCAACGGCCUGGUGGAAGAGCGAAGAAAGGGGAAAGGGACAAAAAAGAAAAGAAAAAGAAAAAAAAGAGAGAGAACAAGGUCCAUUCCCUUCCCCUUGCGAUAUAGACGGUUCACGAGUUUAG